AUGAACAGCUUCUUCCCCGUCAGCCCGGUGUCUUCAGCCCUCACCGCUGCAGUGACCGGGGACAAGCCUGGAGCUCCGGCUAAAAGGGCUUUCUUCCCCGAGGAGAACGAGGACAAACAGAAGGAGCUCGUCCAGCAGCAGGCCUUUCUCACCCACGUGGUGGAGGAGUUUUUCUGGAUAGGCAGCAGCAUUGUGGCCUUUUCUAAGUGGAGGCUUGGCUACAUGGUGGAGAAAUGCAUGAGCUCCAUGCAGAUGGGGACACAGAUGGUAAAGCUCCGCGGCAGCUCCAAGGGACUGAUGCGGUUCUUCUAUCUGGAUGAACACAAGUCCUGCAUCCGCUGGAGGCCUUCACGCAAGAACGAAAAGGCCAAGAUCUCCAUCGACUCCAUCCGGGAGGUGUGUGAGGGUAAGCAGUCUGAGAUCUUCCAGCGCUAUGCAGAGGGCAGCUUUGACCCAAACUGUUGCUUCAGCCUAUAUUAUGGAGAACACAUGGAGUCCCUGGACCUGGUGUCCAGUACUGGUGAGGAGGCACGGACUUGGAUCACAGGCCUCAAGUACCUGAUGGCUGGAAUCAGCGACGAGGACAGCCUAGCCAAGAGGCAGCGCACCCGUGACCAAUGGCUGAAGCAGACCUUCACAGAGGCUGAUAAGAACAGUGAUGGCAGCUUAAGUAUCAGCGAAGUUCUGCAGCUCCUGCACAAACUCAACGUCAACCUGCCCCGACAGAAGGUCAAGCAGAUGUUCAAGGAGGCAGACACAGAUGACAACCAGGGAACGUUGGGCUUUGAAGAGUUUUGCUCCUUCUACAAGAUGAUGUCAACCCGCAGGGAUCUGUACCUCCUCUUGCUCACCUACAGCAACCACAAAGACCACCUCGACGCUGAUGACCUGGCCCGCUUCCUGGAGACUGAGCAACAGAUGACCAAGGUGACCAAAGACCACUGCCUGGACAUUAUCAACAAAUUUGAGCCAUGCUCUGAGAACAAGAAGCAAGGAGUUUUGGGAAUUGAUGGUUUUACAAAUUACAUGCGCAGCCCGGCAGGGGACAUCUUUAACCCAGAUCACUACAGCGUGAACCAGGACAUGACUCAGCCCCUGUGCAACUACUUCAUCGCCUCAUCACACAACACCUACCUGAUGGGUGACCAGCUAAUGUCACAGUCCAGGGUGGAUAUGUACGCCUGGGUGCUGCAGUCCGGCUGUCGCUGUAUAGAAGUUGACUGUUGGGAUGGACAGGACGGUGAGCCCAUUGUCCACCACGGCUACACCCUCACUUCCAAGAUCCUCUUCAAAGAUGUAAUUGAGACCAUCAAUAAGUAUGCCUUCAUCAAGAAUGACUACCCAGUGAUCCUCUCCAUAGAGAACCACUGCAGUGUUCCCCAGCAAAAGAAGAUGGCUCAGUACCUGAUUGAGAUCCUCGGGGACAAAUUGGAUGUCUUUAAUAUCAAAGCUGAUGAAUCUGGGCAGUUGCCAUCCCCAGAAGCACUCAGGGGCAAGAUCCUUGUGAAGGGGAAGAAACUGCCUCCAAACAUUGAUGAAAACGCAGAGGAGGGAGAUGUGUCUGAUGAGGACAGUGCUGAUGAGAUGGAGGAUGACUGCAAGCUGAUCAAUGGAGAUACGUCAGCCAACAGGAAGCAGGUGGAGAACAUGGCUAAGAAAAAGCUGGACAACUUGAUGAAGGAGUCCAAGAUCCGAGACAGAGAGGACCCGGACAGUUUCACCAUCACAGCCCUCCCUCCUGCUGGGCAGCUCACAGAUAAACCCAGCAGCAAGGGUAAAAGUAAGGAUGGGAUCAACACCGCAGAUGUGGCUAAUCCUACCAGCAGUAACAAGCGCACGGGUCGCUCCUUCAUAGAGAGCUUCUCUAAAUGCAAGAAAAAGGCAUCCAAGCUGAAAAAGACGUCAAGCUUUGAAGACACAGACACAGACCAAGAAAGCACAAGUGGCACUUCCCGCGCUCCACUGCAUCAUAGCAAAAAGAAGAAGACCAUGAAGCUGUCCAGAGCUCUGUCAGAUCUGGUCAAGUACACACGGUCUGUGGGUCUCUAUGACAUUGAGGCACAAGCUUACUGUGGCUGGCAGGUGUCGUCUCUGAGUGAGACCAAAGCCCACCAGGUGAUGCAGCAGAAGGCGACGGCUUUCAUUCAGUUCAACCAGCGGCAGCUGACACGUAUCUAUCCUUCUUCUUACCGUGUGGACUCCUCCAACUUCAACCCUCAGCCCUUCUGGAAUGCUGGUUGUCAGCUUGUUGCACUAAACUACCAGUCUGAAGGCCGGGUCCUCCAGCUCAACAGAGCCAAAUUCUACAGCAACGGCAACUGUGGCUACAUCCUCAAACCUGCCAGCAUGUGUGAAGGUGCCUUUAACCCCAAUUUGGAGGACCCAAUGCCCGGUAAGAUGAAGAAACAGCUGGUUUUAAAAGUCAUUAGUGGACAACAGCUGCCCAAACCCAAAGACUCCAUGCUGGGAGACAGAGGAGAGAUCAUCGAUCCCUUCGUGGAGGUGGAGAUCAUUGGUCUCCCAGUGGAUUGCUGCAAGGAACAGACCAGAGUAGUGGAUGAUAACGGGUUCAAUCCAAUGUGGGAGGAGACCCUGGUGUUCACGGUCCACAUGCCUGAGCUGGCCCUGAUUCGUUUCCUCGUGUGGGAUCAUGACCCCAUUGGCCAGGACUUCAUCGGCCAGCGUACCAUUGCCUUUAACAGCAUGAUGCCAGGCUAUCGCCAUGUGUACUUGGAAGGUAUGGAGGAGGCUUCCAUCUUUGUUCAUGUGGCUGUGAAUGACAUCACCGGUAAGGCCAGAGCAGCCAGCGGCAUAAAAGGGCUGUUUCACAGAAACCCAAAGCAGGCUUCCCUGGACAGCCAUGCUGCUGUACAGCAUGGCCGUAAGCACCCGUUUGGGGCCCAUCUGCUGCGCCGCACUGCCAGUGCACCUACCAAAGGUCAGCCCAAAAUCAAGAAAGGCUUCCCAGACAUCACCAUUGACACCAAAGACUACAGCUCAGAAGGCGCUAGUGAAGAACAAGAGUCUUGUGACAGGGAAAAGGCCUCUGUUGCCACCUCUCAUGAGUUCACACCAGCACAACACCACAAUGGAGAUUCACUGGCAUCCCACCAACCCAAGGGCCCCUGGGACCAUCCUGACACCAAUUUUCAACCUGAGGACGGUAAAGACUGUUCUACAGUGCACAGACCAAAUGCCCCUCUUCCAUAUCUUGCACUAAGCUCAGAAAACGCAGAGAGCAUCCAUUCUGUCCGCCCUGCCUCCACUCCAGAAGACUGUCUGUCUUCACAUCACUCCACAUUUACACUGCUGCGUUCUUCAUCCGCAUCAGUAAAUGCAGACUACCUGCUGUCCGUUCCUUCAAAUAAGAUGGUACACAGUCCAAUCAAAGUUAGCAGGGAUGCUAAGAAAUCUAUUUUCCCUGCUGAGAAAUCUGUACUGUCAGAGUACAGUAAAGACCCAAAAACCAACAAAAGCACUCAUUUUUAUAUGAGGCACAAACCAAUGGCUGAAAAGAGAAGUGGUUCAACAGAGUUAAAAUCUGAUAAAAAAGCAGAGCUGCCUCUUGUUUCAGCAGCGUCUGCUGGAACCCCUGCAGUCCUUCCAGUUCACACGGCCCAGACCAGGAGUGCUCUUUUUAGCUAUGAGCCAUCACACACACCAGUAAGAAGAACAGAAAGUCAGGGCCAUGUUCGAGGGGGUGUAACCUCAGCUAGUUCAGCCCAGUCAAAAGUACCAGAGGUCUGUAGAGAUGUUACUGUGAAUGACCAUCUUUGGUGGAAGCUGGACCCAGGCAACCACCGUGACAGCAUGUCUUCCUCCUCUAGCAUCUCUUCAAGUGACAGUGUCAUUGACCUCUCACUGCCUAACCUGGCCAGAAGAAGCCUCACCAGUCUGUCUACAGCCACCAGUACCUGCAACCUCUCCUGGGUCAACUGUCACGACUCUGCAUUAGUCUGCUAUGAUGCUCUGGAAGUCAGCAAGAAGAAGUCUAACUCCAGUCUUCAGGAAAACGAGUGCCCCAGAGAUGAGCUUAAUCCCCUCCUGCUGCAGCCAGCCCAGGGAGCAUUGGUAAAUUCAACCAGCAGACUCACUCAAAGGAGGCACACCCGGAGCCAGCUCUAUACAGAGGGACUCAAGCAGUCUUCAAACAAAAGGGCUCCAACAGCUACAGCUUCCAUGUCCAAAAGCCUUGGGGAUCUAACCUCUGAUGACAAGUACUGCAGCAUCAGCUGCAGUUUCACUGUUAGCCCAACCCAAGGCCAGCUGUACAAGGGUCGUCCACAGAAGUCAGCUAGUGACUUGACAGAACAGCUACGGAAGCUGACUGAUGUGAAGCCCCCGACUGUUAGUGAUUCUGCUCCACAAAAUAGGCCUAGACAGUUACUAGAAGAGCCAGUGGAUGAGACCCUGGUGCACAGGACCUCCUCCAGGAGCCAAAGCAGAGUGUGGUACAUUGCAAACUGGGCCAAGAAGGCCCAGGAAAGGGUGAAGGUUCAAAGCCUGGUCCAGGGUAGAAAAGCAAGCUUUAGCCUUACUGGUAGCAUUGGCAAUGGAAGUAGUGUUAGCCCCAUCGAGGAGCGGGGGAUCCCUGAAGGCGCGUGUUGUUGCAGCAGCCUGGACCUGCUGAGUCCGCAUGCCCCCGUUGGAUCACCCUCCCUUAUACAGUCCCAGUCCUUUCAUGACCCUGAAAACAGUCAAGUCUUUUUCUUGCUCAAACUCUAAGAACUGGCAAACUUGGAAGUGAGCAUGAGACACACAGCCAGAAAUUAGUUUGGAAUAACUUUCCUCCAACAGAAAACUUCCUUUUACAUAUCUUGCAGAAUACUGGAAAGGAAAACGGUUCCACUAAUUAGUAAUCCGUGAACAACCUAAUGUAAUUUAUCUGACAUCUAAAGGUUGUAAAAGAUCAUUUUCUUAACCCUGUGCAAUCAGAAACCAUUCUCGUGAAGCAUCAAUCUAUCAGUUUUCUUCCGCUUAUCCAAUUCAGGAUCGCCGGGGG
Molecule: messenger RNA, 5002 nt
Organism: Archocentrus centrarchus (flier cichlid)
Lineage: Eukaryota; Metazoa; Chordata; Actinopteri; Cichliformes; Cichlidae
Gene: plch2a
Product: phospholipase C, eta 2a
Biological process (GO): release of sequestered calcium ion into cytosol; phosphatidylinositol-mediated signaling; phosphatidylinositol metabolic process
Molecular function (GO): phosphatidylinositol-4,5-bisphosphate phospholipase C activity; calcium ion binding
Source: RefSeq, a predicted model, not a curated record